This is a messenger RNA of Lodderomyces elongisporus, 951 nucleotides long. RefSeq names its product rRNA methyltransferase (gene NOP1). Gene Ontology annotation, cellular component: nucleolus; small-subunit processome; box C/D methylation guide snoRNP complex. The record is from RefSeq and is a predicted model, not a curated record. NCBI's taxonomy places the organism in Eukaryota, Fungi, Ascomycota, Pichiomycetes, Serinales, Debaryomycetaceae. Gene Ontology annotation, molecular function: histone H2AQ104 methyltransferase activity; rRNA methyltransferase activity; RNA binding. The transcript has a single exon. Bases 1 to 951 code for a protein of 316 amino acids. Gene Ontology annotation, biological process: box C/D sno(s)RNA 3'-end processing; rRNA methylation.
AUGGCAUUCGGAGCUCCAAGAGGUAGAGGCGGUGCACGUGGUGGUGGCCGUGGUGGAUUCAGUGGCGGAAGAGGCGGUGGCCGUGGUGGAUUCGGUGGUGGUGGAAGAGGCGGUGCUCGUGGAGGUGCCAGAGGUGGUGCCAGAGGUGGUGCUAGAGGUGGCCGUGGUGGUGCAAGAGGUGGACGCGGUGGCGCUAGAGGAGGUGCCAAGGGAGGUGCCAAGGUUGUCAUUGAACCACACAGACACGCUGGUGUUUUCAUUGCCAGAGGUAAAGAAGAUUUGUUAGUCACCAAGAACACAGCUCCAGGUGAGUCCGUGUACGGAGAAAAGAGAAUCAGUGUUGAAGAGCCAGCCAAGGAAGAAGGCCAACCAGCUACAAAGAUUGAGUACCGUGUUUGGAAUCCAUUCAGAUCCAAGUUGGCUGCAGGUAUUAUGGGUGGUAUCGAUGAGUUGGGUGUUGCACCAGGUAAAAAAGUGUUGUACUUGGGUGCUGCCUCGGGUACAUCUGUUUCACACGUUGCCGAUGUUGUUGGACCAGAAGGUUUAGUUUACGCCGUGGAGUUCUCACACAGACCAGGUAGAGAGUUGAUUGGUAUGGCCAAGAAGAGACCAAAUGUCAUUCCAAUCAUUGACGAUGCUAGACACCCACAGAAAUACAGAAUGUUGGUCGGUAUGGUGGACUGUGUGUUUGCCGAUGUUGCUCAACCAGAUCAAGCUCGUAUUAUUGCAUUGAACUCGCAUUUAUUCUUGAAAGAUGGCGGUAUUGUUGUCAUUUCCAUCAAGGCAAACUGUAUCGACUCUACAGUGGAUGCUGAAACCGUGUUUGCCAGAGAAGUGCAGAAAUUGAGAGAAGAAAAGAUCAAGCCAUUGGAACAAUUGACAUUGGAGCCAUAUGAAAGAGACCAUUGUAUCGUUGUGGGGCGUUACAUGAGAGGUGGAAUUAAGAAGUAA